AGUGUUGUAAUAAAGAAUGGAACGCCAAGACGGAGGAAUAAACCAGCAAAAACUGAGGAAGAGCGGCAAAAUGGCGGUGGCAGGUCUUUAUCGCCGAAUACUUCCCUCACCUCCGGCGAUCGAGUUCGCGUCCUCCGACGGAAAGAGAUUAUUCUCUGAAGCACUUCAAAAUGGAACAAUGGAAGGCUUCUUUAAGCUAAUUUCUCACUUCCAAACCCAAUCAGAGCCAGCAUACUGUGGAUUGGCCAGUUUGUCUAUGGUUUUGAAUGCUCUUGCAAUAGAUCCUGGGAGAAAAUGGAAAGGUCCAUGGAGGUGGUAUGAUGAGUCCAUGUUGGAUUGUUGUGAACCUCUGGAGAAAGUUAAAGCUAAAGGCAUCACAUUUGGAAAAGUUGCUUGCUUGGCCCAUUGUGCUGGUGCUAAAGUUGAAGCUUUUCGUACAAACCAAAGUAACAUUGGCAAUUUCCGUAAUCAUGUUAUCAAAUGUGCUUCUUCAGAAGAUUGUCAUUUGAUAGCAUCAUAUCAUAGAAAGCAUUUCAAACAGACUGGAGCUGGUCAUUUUUCACCAAUUGGAGGAUAUCACGCAGAAAGUGACAUGGCACUUAUUCUGGAUGUAGCCCGUUUUAAGUAUCCUCCUCACUGGGUUCCACUUUCUCUUCUUUGGGAAGCCAUGGAAACAGUUGAUGAAUCGAUUGGGCAUCCUAGGGGGUUUAUGCUUAUUUCAAGCCAUCAGAAAGCACCAUCUUUCCUUUACACACUGAGCUGCAGAGACGAGAGCUGGAUGAGCAUUGCAAAGUACUUGAUCGAUGAUGUUCCUGUUCUUUUACAGUCUGAGAUGCCAGAAAAUAUCAACCAAAUUCUCUAUCUUAUACUAAAAUCAUUGCCUGCAUGUGCUGGAAAUUUUAUCAAAUGGAUUGCAGAAGUUAGGAGACAAGAGGAAGAUGGAUCUGGUGUAACCAAUGAGGAGAAAGAAAGACUUGCUCUGAAGGAAAAGAUUCUGGAACAAGUACGUGAGACUGAGCUAUCAAAAUAUGUAGCAGCCAUGAUAUUAUCUUCUACUUCAAAUUGCAAACUAAGAGAAAAAGAUUCACUAUCUGCUAUUGCAGCUAAUGUAUGCUGCCAAGGUGCAGCACUAUUAUCAGGAGGAUUAACAUCUAGAACACGAGUUUGCUGCAAAGCAACAUGUCUUAAAUGCUUUAUUGUUAAUGGCGACGAGCCUACUACUGUUGUUUCUGGAACUGUAGUCUCUGGCGGCGACGAACAGGAGGUUGAUAUGCUGGUGCCAGAGUCAGCAGCAACAUUGGGGAAUCAAUGUGAUUCCACAUUGGACAAUUGCAUUUUGAUGCACCCGACAACCAGUGAUGUUUUAACUGUUCUAUUGUUGGCCCUGCCUCCCAGCACAUGGUCAGACAUCAAGAAUGAGAAUUUGUCAGCUGAAGUUCAUCACUUGGUAUCAGCUGAGAAUCUUCCAGAUGCUCUUCAACAAGAGGUUUUGCACCUGCGUUGGCAACUCCAUUUUCUGAAAAGAUGGAAAAAUAAUGAAGUGGAUGAUAACGUUCUGUCUCCCGCUGUCGGAUGAAUGAGUAAUUGAGUAUGAACCCUUUAGGUCUACAUUUUUCCCUGCAGGAUGGAUAUAGAGAAUGUGAAUAAAGAGAUACACUACCUUCUAUUUGAAUAAUAGUACAUUAGAUCAAGCAAUUCUAACUCAGUUGCCAGUUUUCUUUUCAAAGAUUACCAGUUAUUUAUAUUUUAU
Molecule: messenger RNA, 1750 nt
Organism: Zingiber officinale
Lineage: Eukaryota; Viridiplantae; Streptophyta; Magnoliopsida; Zingiberales; Zingiberaceae
Product: glutathione gamma-glutamylcysteinyltransferase 1-like
Exons: 8
Coding region: 17-1576 (519 amino acids)
Biological process (GO): detoxification of copper ion; phytochelatin biosynthetic process; response to metal ion
Molecular function (GO): metal ion binding; glutathione gamma-glutamylcysteinyltransferase activity
Source: RefSeq, a predicted model, not a curated record